AUGUACGGGGGUACCUACCCAGGCCUUAUCCACUCUGCGCCCCAUCCACCUCACCCUUCGUCACUCGCUCCCGUCCUGCGCUGCCCGGCUGGCUCCAGUCACAUCUCUCUCGAUACUUCCAGCGCCUCCCUCCUUCAACUCCCUCUCCGAUCACCGCUCGAUACACCACGACCGACCCCCCGAACAAAUCCAUCCUUGCCCUUCUUUACCUUCUUCGACUUUCGCUUCGUCGACACAAUCCUGCACCCACCCACGGACGCUACGACGGUCCUUCCCUUCUGCAUCAACCUGGUCCGCGUGCACCCCGACCUAUCGGAUACCUGCCUCAUAGGCCAAAGGCCUGACCUGAACGCUACCCCCGAACUCGCAUCCUCACAAGCAGCAUUACAGGCGAUCAACAUGGCGGAACGGUUACCCACCUCGUCCUCUUCAGGACGCAGGCGACGCGAAGGCGACGCUUCUAUCGGAGACUUUGUUAUUGGAGGCGAAAUCGGCAAGGGCAGCUUUGCCCAGGUGUACAGCGGUCACCACAAGAACUCCAAGGCAACCGUCGCUAUCAAAUCAGUAGAAAUGGGACGCUUGAAUAACAAGCUACGAGAGAACUUGUACGGAGAGAUCCAGAUCCUCAAGACUCUUCGCCACCCGCACAUCGUCGCCCUCCAUGACUGCGUCGAAUCAGCCACACAUAUCAACCUGGUGAUGGAAUACUGUGAGCUCGGUGACUUGUCAUUGUUCAUCAAGAAGAGGGACAAGCUAAGCACCAACCCUGCAACGCAUGAGAUGGCGAGGAAGUACCCCGUUACCCCUAAUUCGGGUCUCCAUGAGGUUGUCACACGCCAUUUCCUUCAACAGCUCGGCAGCGCUCUCAAGUUCCUGCGAGAGAAGAAUUACGUUCACCGCGACGUCAAGCCUCAGAACCUUUUGCUCCUACCAUCACCAAGAUUCAGGGAGGCACACUCCCGCCCCAUCUUGACCGCCAGCCAGGAUUCACUGAUUCCCAAUGCCGGUCUCGCUUCUCUUCCGAUGCUGAAGCUCGCAGAUUUCGGCUUCGCUCGUGUCCUCCCGUCAACGUCGCUCGCCGACACUCUCUGCGGAUCUCCUCUCUACAUGGCUCCAGAAAUCCUUCGCUAUGAGCGGUACGACGCGAAGGCCGACCUCUGGUCUGUAGGCACGGUGUUAUACGAGAUGAUUACUGGUCGUCCGCCAUUCCGCGCCCGGAACCACGUAGAGCUCUUGCGAAAGAUCGAAGCUGCCGAAGAUCGGGUUAAGUACCCCAAGGAGCUCGUGGUCAGUAAAGAGCUGGUCAAGCUCAUCGGCAAGCUUCUCACUCGUAACCCGGUCGAACGCAUGAGAUUCGAAGACUUCUUCAACGAUCCAAUUUUGACAGAACCCAUUCCAGGCACUGUUGAAGAUGAUGCGCCGCCGAAGCCUGAGGCAAAGGCCUCGCGCGAUCUGCGGUCUCUCGGCAGGUCCGAUUCCACGUCAUCGUUAUCACGUCGGCUCUCUCUUCGCCGGCAAACAGAGACUGAGCCUGCACGUGAGCAAGGCGAGUCAGCAAAAUCGCCUCGUGAGAAGCCUCUUAGAUCGCCGAAAUUGCCCAGUCCCAUCGAAGGGCGCGCCCAGCAGGCCAUUGAUGCUGCGCCACGUCCAGGCCAGUCUCCGGGGCAAGAAGUCGGGGAGGGACUCGGAAUUCGUCGUCCGCCUAUGGCCCAACCCUCCACUUCUGCACCAGCCCGGCCACACAGACUCUCUAAUGCAGCUCUCAACCGGCCUUCUGCACGAGCCUCCGCCUCCCCGCCGACAUCGUACUUGAACGACAAUCCGGCAAGGAACAGACUUCGUCCCGUCACCGAGCGGAGUGUCACCGAACAAGAGAAGGCGGCACAAGAUGUGGCAUUUGAGCGAGACUAUGUUGUGGUCGAAAAGAAGCACGUUGAGGUAAACGCGUUUGCUGAUGAAAUGGCCGCUAACCCACGUCUCACGUCACUCUCACCAAAGACUGGCCAGAUGAUUCGCCGAGCCACGCAACAGGGACCGCCCACCUCGACGACCGGCGCCGGCCGAGUCCAGCCAUCCAGUGCAGUUCAAAUCGCUUCAGGCAAGGGGCGUCCCGGUCAUGAGAGCCGCGAUUCGUACGACGGGAAGAAUUUCUCCGCCAGCCCGACAACUCAAGGCUUUAUCGCCAAAGCUAUUUCAGACGCCAGCGUACGAUUGUUCGGAUUCAAGGUACCGCAGCAUGUGCUGGGCGGAAAGGGGGCGUCUCCUCCUCUGUACAGCCCAUUCCCUGCCUACCCUACCCCUUCAGGUCCCGUCGGCCUCAUCGGCGAUGGAAAGCAAAACGCACCAGCCGACGAAGAUGCGCGAGCUGUCAAGCUCAUCCAGGAUUUCGCUCACCGAAGUGACUGUGUCUAUGGGUUUGCCGAAGUCAAGUACAAGCAGCUUUUCCCUCUCGCCCCGUCAAUGGAGCACGGACUCGGUGGUACGCCGACCGAUCAGAUCACUGGCGAUGAGGACGGCCUCACAAUCGAUGCCGAGGUUUCCUUGUCUGAGGAGGCUUUGGUCCUGUACGUCAAGGCUCUGACGUUGCUAGCUAGAGCCAUGGACGCUGCAAGCCUAUGGUGGUCACAAAAGACACGUGGGGAUACAACAUCUGCGGCAGAGGUUUCCAAAGAGGGCCUCGCUCAGCGCAUCAACUCCACCGUUCAAUGGGUUCGGACUCGUUUCAACGAAGUCUUGGAGAAGACCGAGGUCGUCCGGUUGAAACUCAUUGCCGUCCAGCAAAAGCUUCCUGAGGAUCAUCCCAGCCACCCGAGCAACCACGGCGGAGUCUCGGCUUCGUCAGCUACUUCAAGCACCCCCGAUGUCUACCUCACGCCGGGCAUUAGUGCGGAGAAGUUGAUGUACGACCGAGCCAUCGAGAUGAGCAGAACAGCCGCCAUUGAUGAAAUUACCAACGAGAACCUUGAGGGUUGCGUCACGUAUUAUGUCACGGCCAUUCGGAUGCUGGAGGCUGUUUUGGACAACGACGAAGACGCAGUAAAGCGGCGCUACUCUAGCUCAGGCAAGGAGUUGCCUCGCGAGGAGACGUCUAGUGACCUGGACAGCGACGACCAGCUGGCCGUGAAUCGGAUGAUUCAAAUGAUUACCGCACGUCUCUCAACUGUCCGCAAGAAAAUGGCCAUGAUUGCAGAGGCAUCGAGGUCGCAGCAGGCCGCACAGCUCCAAGGCCGCAGACGUAGCGGGGAUGUGACGCCUCGCAGCGUGCCAUCGCACGCGUCGUAA
Colletotrichum lupini is the source of this 3282-nucleotide messenger RNA. RefSeq lists its product as uncharacterized. Gene Ontology annotation, biological process: autophagosome organization; autophagy; peptidyl-serine phosphorylation. The transcript is spliced from 6 exons. Gene Ontology annotation, cellular component: autophagosome; cytoplasm. NCBI's taxonomy places the organism in Eukaryota, Fungi, Ascomycota, Sordariomycetes, Glomerellales, Glomerellaceae. Gene Ontology annotation, molecular function: protein serine/threonine kinase activity; ATP binding. The record is from RefSeq and is a predicted model, not a curated record. The coding region runs from base 1 to 3282 and encodes 1093 amino acids.